Messenger RNA from Candida dubliniensis CD36, 555 nucleotides. RefSeq lists its product as uncharacterized. Gene Ontology annotation, cellular component: cytoplasm. The record is from RefSeq and is a predicted model, not a curated record. The transcript has a single exon. Bases 1 to 555 code for a protein of 184 amino acids. NCBI's taxonomy places the organism in Eukaryota, Fungi, Ascomycota, Pichiomycetes, Serinales, Debaryomycetaceae. Gene Ontology annotation, molecular function: zinc ion binding; protein binding.
AUGAAAGUUACUAUCAGAUUAUCUACCGAAUCAUCCUUUUCCGUGACUAUCCCAGACAAUGCGACAGUUGAUGAUUUGAAACAGUCUAUCAAAGUUGGCUUACCAGCAGAUAUAACAUUGCCACCUGAUUUUAAAGUGAUUUAUAACGGCUCGAAAUUACAGCCAUACUAUGCUGAGUUGCAAUCCUUUGGGAUGCAAUCCGCUGAAGAUAGCUCUUACACAGUUAUUGUGAUGUCGGAUAAUGUGGAUACACCACCAAUAACUCCACAACAGUCCAUAGAGUCUUCUGCAACAUCCAACAACUCGACCACCACCACCACCACUGCUACCACCAUCAAAAAGACCAAGAAAAAAAGUAGGUGUGCUUUCCACAACUGUAAUUCUGUACCAUUAAGAAUGGUAGGAACUUGUACCCAUUGCCAGGGCAAAUUUUGUGCUAAGCACAGAUUAUUGGAAGACCAUAUGUGCACGGGAUUACAAUACUGCAAAGACAAUGCUCAUGAAAAGAAUGCCAUGAAAUUACAAAGCGAGCGUACCAUUGUCAAUAGAGUAUAA